UUUCAGAUGUUCCGGCAUCUAUAUAUAGGCCUCAUCAGUCUUCUAGUCUUGACCGCCGGCCCGAUCGAGGCCCGAAGAUCUUCGAGUGGCGGUGGCAGCCUGUCAGGUGGCGGUGGAGGUGGUGGUGGAUUCUCGAGUCGCGGACAGAGUGGAUCAAGAACUGGAGUUCAACAAGGAACCGGAGGAGGAGGAUUCAACAAUAAUCAAGGAGGAUUCCAUCCGAAUCAAGGAUCCGGUGGAUUCAAUCAGCCACGACCGAACAACAAUUUCAACAAUAAUCCACAGGGAGGAUUCCAUCCGAACCCGAAUCAAGGUGGCUUCCACCCGAAUCAGGGAGGAUUCCAUCCAAAUAAUGGAGGAUUCCGUCCAGGCACCGGUCUCGGCUCUCAAUCGAGCAGUGGAACAUUCAAGAAAGCUCUGAUCGGUGGAGCUCUCGGAGCAGCCGGAGGAAUUCUAGCCUAUGAAGCCGGAAAAGCUAUUAUCAAGUCGGCAACCGAGCCAUUUAAUUACAAUGGACGUAACUAUAAUUGGGAUAAUCACGGACAAGUUCGCAAUGGAGAAUUCCAGUGCUCAAUUCCGUUGAGCCAGUUGACCGCGCAGCAAUCCACCACCACCACCACACCGACAACAACAUCGACAACGACAGCCUCUCCAGAUGGUUCAACGACGAUUUCUCCAUCAUCAACUACUCCAACACCGGAGCAGGUUCUUCAAAAUAUCCAAUACCCCGACGGAUCGCGACCGAAGAACAUUGUAUGGGCAUGCAAAGCCGGACGUGAAGUGUGCUGUGGAACCGACUGCUGUCCGGCUCCAGUUCAAAACCAAAAUUCUGCCGGAGGAGCCGGUGGAAGUCACGGAUCCGGUGGAUCGGCUGGAACCAUCGCACUCAUGGACAACUACGGGAAUGCUGGACUGGUGCAGGAUUAUUGAUUUUAUAGUGUCAUCAUUAUCCUUCUUCUCCUCUGCUGUGGAUGCUGCCUGGGUGCCUAUUUCUGUUGCCGAUCGAUUUUCGAUUGUGGAGAUGAUAAGCGUGACGAUCAACAGUAUCAUGAUGAUUAUUCCCAACAACAACAAUAUCAAAUGCAAAACUAUCCACCACAACAACAGCAGCAACAGCAAUACGGACAAUAUUAUCAACAACCACAGCAAGGCGGUUAUUCACAGCAGCAGCAGCAGGGAGGAUAUCCACAAGGAGGAAAUUAUUAUCCACCAAACAAUUAUCAACAGCAACCAACUUAUUGAUUUUCCGGUUAUUUCCGAUUUUCAUAAAUUUUUCCUCCUACUUUCCCUUCUUUCUUUACAUCUUUGAUUACUUUUUCUGAAACUUUGCUCUUUGUGCCAUAGGCGUCUUAUUUUUCGAUUUUUUUUCUCUAAUUUUAAAUCGUUUUUUUCAAAUCAACCACACUUUCAUUUGAAAUUUGAAAUGUUCAAAAUUCUUCCGCUAUCAUUUACGGGAAAAUAUGUCACUUUUUGCCCAUUUCGAAAAUAAUAAAUUGUUUUGCUACGAAAA
Molecule: messenger RNA, 1510 nt
Organism: Caenorhabditis elegans
Lineage: Eukaryota; Metazoa; Nematoda; Chromadorea; Rhabditida; Rhabditidae
Gene: pqn-83
Product: CX domain-containing protein
Exons: 7
Coding region: 7-930 (307 amino acids)
Source: RefSeq, marked reviewed